This is a messenger RNA of Oenanthe melanoleuca, 477 nucleotides long. RefSeq names its product TATA-binding protein-associated factor 2N-like. Lineage: Eukaryota; Metazoa; Chordata; Aves; Passeriformes; Muscicapidae. The record is from RefSeq and is a predicted model, not a curated record. The transcript is spliced from 2 exons. Bases 1 to 477 code for a protein of 158 amino acids.
AUGCCUCUGGACAAACGGAAGAGGUUUUGCUUUGAGGAGCCUCCACUCAGCAUCGCCGUGACCUUCACGGUGUCCUGGCUCUACCUCCACCUCCCAAAGAUGACUUUCCUCCAAGGCCAGUGUGAGGACGACUGCUACUCCUCCUCCUGCAACUACGGGGGCCUCUACGGCUACCGGGGCUACGACUGUGGUAGCCCCUGUGGCUACCGGGGCUUGGGGAGCCUCUACGGCUCCCGCGGCCUCUACGGCUUCGGGGACCGCUACGGCUUCGGGGACCGCUACGGCAGCUUGUACGGCUACCGGGGCAUCUUCGGCUCCGGGGACUGCUACAGCUCCGGGGGGCUCUACGGCGGCUACCGGGGCUUCUUCGGCUCUGGGGACUGCUCUGGAUACCCCGGGUUCUACUCCGGCCGCUACGGGUUCCCCUUGGGCCGCUACGGCCAGAGGUUCGGCCAUGGUGGCUGCUACAGCUUCUAG